UGACUGAUGAGCCAUGGGAGUAGUGGUAGGAUAUUGUGAUGGCCUGUGAGAGUGGUGAUGCCACUUCUUGCCUAAGUGUUAAUCUCUUGAAUGAACAGAAUUUUAGUGAGCUAGAGCGAUAAAAUAGCCAGUAGAGCAUUUGCCUUUCAUGCCACUGACCUGAGUUCAAUCCCAGAAUCCCAUAUGAGCCUCUGAGUACAGAGCUAGGAGUAACCCCUGAAAAUAAAACAAAAUAAGAACCAAAGAAGAAUUCUUUUAUUGGUAACAGAAGCAAUUCCUCAGACAAUUGGGAACUUCUUAGCAUGAUACUGUCCUUUUUUUUAAGAGGGAAAUAAUCCUGCAGGAGGUGGGAGGCUACUGUGGAGAAAAGCAGUGGUUGUUUUCAGAUAAGAAGGAUAAGUAUGGGGCCUGGAAAUAGUAUCUGUUUUAAGUGGUACUUGACAUAUGAUCCCAUUGCAGGGAAUGCUGGGACAUUCCUGCCUCCUCUGUCUCUCUAAUGAUUUUCUCUUCCCACCCAGGCUCUUUGCCCAGUGCUGUUUGGAUCUGCCUUUCUGUGUGUGAGGUGGGGAAGUGAAGCAGUAGGAGACUAAGUUGGCCUCAGGAGUACCUGAGAAAGGACAGUCUGCAGUCUGCUAUAUAACAUAACACCACUGGAAUUAAAGAAAGGAGAGGACAGUUGUACCACAUCAGUGCAGAUCUACUUCCAGUGGCAGCUCUGGUGGUGUUAGAAUUGCUACUGACCACAACUCUCAACAGGUCUGCACUCACCUUGGAAACAUCUUCUCCGAGAUUGGUUGUGCCUCUUCAACACUCUAAUAUUGACUGAGGCUGGGCUUGGGAAGGAAAUUUAACUGACUGAUGAAUUGACUAUUGACUCUCUUGUUUCCAUCUUUAUUGCCUGAAUCUUUGAAAGAUCAGGGUGUGAAUAUACAAAAUAGUGAUCUAUCUAGGAUAUAGACUGAGACCAGUGUAGGGGUAUCUUCUCUAACUUACCAUGACUGGGGUUGAUAUUGAAUCUCAAUCCCAGAGCAAGUCUGAAAAAAUGGCUGGAGAUGAACUUGGGGGUAUUGUAGCUGAGAGAGAAAAUGAAGCCCCAAUGGUGGUCAGACCCAAGGUUCGGCCCCAGGCUCAGGCUGCUUCUGGAACCAGGCCCAAAACUGAGUCUAAGGCUAUGUCUAGGGCAAAGCCCAAAAAUGAUUCCAAGGCAAAGAAUGGUCCAAGGUCCAAAACUGAGUCCCAGGCAGUGACUGGUGCAAGGCCUAAGUCUGAAUCUGAGAUAAUGACUGGUGCAAGAAACAAAACUGAAUGCCAGUUUAUGACCAAGACAAGCCCUCAAACUGAGGUUCAGGUAGUAGGUGGAGCUCGUCCAAAAACUGAUACCAAAGUAGUGUCUGAUACAGGAGCCAAGGAUGAAGCCCAGACUUGUUCUGAGACCGAAGACUUGUCAGGAACAAAGGUUAGAUCCAAGAUUAAUGCAACACCUUGGCCAUUGGUUGGUACUGAGUCUGGAUCAGUUGCUAACCCUAUGACCACAUCUGUAGAGUGUGAUCUGUUCUCUGCAAAUGCUGAUAGCUUUUCUGGCUCACAGGUUCAGAAAGGAUUCACACCUUGGUUUGAAUCAGAUGAUGAAGCUAAUUCGGGGUCUUGGUGCUAUCCUAGGACCAGGGCCAGAGAGGAAGCCUCUAAUGAGUCAGGAUUCCAGUCAGCAGAGGAGAAGGCUCCUAUAGUUUCUUCUCUCUGGUUUGAAGACGACGACGAAGAAGAAGAGACCAAUAUCCAGUCCAGACACAGGGCUAAAUAUCAGACUAAUCCCAGAUCCAGGCCCAAAUCUAAGCAGGGUCAUAAUCCUGGUUCCUGGCCUGGUUCUGAAGAGGAGUCUGACAGCCCUUACAGCUUCUGGGCUGGAGAAAAUGUCAAUAACUUUAGGCCCAGAGUUAGGGAUAAGGCAAAUAUUAGGUCUAUGCGCAGGACAAAGAGAGAAAGCUAUUUUGAAUCUGAUUCUGAAGAUGAGUACUCUAAGGAAUCCUGGGUUUUCCCUGGAGACGAGGCCACUGGUAGAUUCAAGCCUAGAAAUAAAGAAGGUCAUAAUACUGUCUUGAAGUCCAAGACAGCAAAAAAUGUUAACAGUAAUAGGGUGGAACAGGAGCCCAAGUGUGAAGAAGAAGUCAUCAUUGGGUCCUGGUUUUGGGAUGAGCAAGACACCAGUGUUGAAGAAGGGCCUUCAGCCAACUGUGAAUCUGAAUCUGAGGAGGGUGCUAUUGGAGGAUCCUUAUUCUGGACUGAGGAGAAGACAAGUUUGAAGGCUAUGGACAGGGAAGAUGUUAGGCCAGAGACUGAAGAAGAGGCUGUAUUUGGCUCUUGGUUCUGGGACAGGGAUGAGGCUGGCUUUGAUCUAAAUCCUAAUCCUGUGUACAAAGCUAGUGCCAGGUCCAGAGAUUUGGCCAACGAGGAACUUAAUGUUUCAUCCAGGCCACAAACUUGGGACGAGGUGACAGUUGAAUACAGACCUCUUCCUCGUGGGACUGGAUUCCCAUCCACCACAACCCUUAGAAUUCCUGAAGAAGUAGCAAAUGAAUUGUACUGUGAAAUAUUUAACAGAAAUCCCAAGAAUGUGGAUUCCAACUCAGAUGAUGAAGAUGAGGAAUCUCUGCUUGUAACUGAUAAUCAGCUUGUAACUGAUAAUCAGCUUGUAACUGAUAAUCAGCGUACUGUUGAGUUCCCAUUUCAAUAUGAGCCAACCUAUAGGUCAGUUAGAGAAAUUCGAGAGCAUCUUAAGGCCAAGGAGGAUGCCCAACCUGAGAGUUGGUACUGCAGCUGCAUACAGUGUGAGCUUAAGAUUGGUUCUGCAGAGUUUGAAGAACUCCUGCUAUUAACGGACAAAAUCCGAGAUCCUUUCAUUCUUGAAAUAUCUAAAAUCGCAAUGGGUAUAAGAAGUGCGUCUCAGUUUACUCGAGAUUUCAUUAGGGAUUCAGGUGUUGUCUCACUUAUUGAGUCAUUGCUCAAUUAUCCCUCCACUAGAGAGAGGACAAAUUUCUUGGAAAACAUGAUUCGCUUGGCUCCACCUUAUCCCAAUUUAAACAUGAUUGAGACAUUCAUAUGUCAGGUAUGUGAGGAAACCUUGGAGCAUAAUGUGGGUUCCCAAGAGCAGCUGCUUGGAUUAAGGCUGCUUAAAUACCUCACUGCAACUCCUGACUAUCAUAUACUGGUUGCUGAUUUUAUGUCUGGCUUUCUCUCCUUACUAAACACAGGUGAUGCUACAACAAAAUUUCAUGUUUUGAAAAUGCUAUUGAAUUUAUCUACAAAUGCUGAAGUAGCAAAAAAACUAUUCAGUCCCAAAGCUCUGUCAGUAUUUGUGGCUCUCUUUAAUGUGGAAGAAUCAAAUGAUAAUAUUAAAAUUGUUGUUGAAAUGUUUAAGAAUAUCAGUAAUAUUAUAAGAAAUGGAACUAUGUCCUCAAUUGAUGAUGAUUUCAGUCUUGAGCCAUUUAUUUCUGCUUUCCAUGAGUUUGAGAAGUUAGCUAAGGAACUACAAGUCCAAAUAGACAAUCAAAACAAGGCUAAGGCUGGACAGCAAAAGUGAUAAUAGUAACCAUCUGCUUCUGAUCAGCCUUAUAUUCCCAAAGAACCCUGAGUUGUGCUUUGGUGUUGAGUCUGGUUUUGUCUUGUAACUUAUAUUUUUACUGCUGAUGUAAACAUUGCCUCUUGUUGGUUUGAUGUGGGUCAUUUUUGGAUGCCAAAUGCAUAUUGGAGAUAAAAUGUAUUUGUUGAUAUUUGUCUUGCUGUCCAGAGUGCAGUAUUUUUUUAGUACUGUGAUUCUAAUGAACUGAGUCGCUUGUGUAAGCUACACUGCUACUUGUUGUUUAAACAUAGAGAUCUCUAUUCGAAUUUGUGUUUUCAAUAAAGUUUUAAUGUGAAA
Molecule: messenger RNA, 3913 nt
Organism: Suncus etruscus (white-toothed pygmy shrew)
Lineage: Eukaryota; Metazoa; Chordata; Mammalia; Eulipotyphla; Soricidae
Product: G-protein coupled receptor-associated sorting protein 2-like
Exons: 3
Coding region: 995-3577 (860 amino acids)
Source: RefSeq, a predicted model, not a curated record